AUGACGAUGAAUAAGGAACCAGAUGUCUUGGCAACUCUCGAUAAGAUUAUGGCACUUUCGAUUCGGUCCUGCCAGUCACCAACUCUGCUUGACGGAACACCGAGGAUCACAGUCACUGCAGAGAGGCAGGCUGUGAAAGAUGGGAUCCUAACGUUUCUGACGACAACUGCUGAGGACGCGGAAGUUCGGUCGUACCAAAUGAAGCUUGGCGGUCAACAACCAGAGUUUCUCCAGCUUGCCAGCAUAGACAAGCCUUUGGGCAUGUUCAGUGGUACAGAAGUUUCAUUGGAAGUCAGCGGAGAUUGUGACCUGCUCGUUCGCCAUGUCCAAACCUACCUGGACCGGCUUGCCAUUCUAUCCCCGAAGACUCUCAUCGAGGUGCAUCUCGUUGGGUUCGAUCAGACGCCGGACGACGAAGAUGACAUGAACGCAAAUUCCUUCGAUAAUGAUGAUUCAGCGGUCGAGAAAAUCUGCUACGAUCAAGCUGCGCACCUCCCCAUCCAAGCAUCUAACGUGGAGCGCUUAACUUUUGGCGUCGGGUGGAGCCGAAGGAUGGAAUAUGAAAGAGGGGACUCGAGGGUCCUCUACUUCCACGACUUUGCACCGGACGAGAUCCCUCCCUCCAUUUUCAAGGGCUUUGAGAAGGUCGAGUGGUCCAAGUACGGAUGCGUACUCGCCGGUUUUGCACAAUUGGGCCCGGGAGAAGCGGUGCUGGAGAUCAAGGGGCCCUCGAAAGAGAAAGCUCCCCAGGUCUUCUCGAGCUUCUAUCAAACGAAGAUUCGUGCUUCCAUCCCCGAUCUGGCUACUUCCGUCUUCUCCAUGGUCAAGGGGUCUUCAAACGGUGACUUCCGGUUGGAGUGCAUCAGAAUUAUGGGACUGAACGGCGUAGAAGACCUGACAGAGAUCUUCGAGGCCACUCUUACCUCUCGCUUGAACGACAUCGUGGGUCGCCUCGGUCACAGAGCGCCAGCAGCAAGCAGGAGGCAGAUGCACCGAAGUGGCGCUCGGCGAGGGUCGUCGCCUGGUGACGAACACGUGGAUGAUGAAGGCCAGGAUAACAGCAGUGAGACUCAGAACGAGGAGGUUACGAUGGAGACAGAGGAGGAAGGUAACGCACAGAUGGAGGCUGAUAGGAGUGGCACGAUAUGGGACUUUCUUUAG
Molecule: messenger RNA, 1161 nt
Organism: Klebsormidium nitens
Lineage: Eukaryota; Viridiplantae; Streptophyta; Klebsormidiophyceae; Klebsormidiales; Klebsormidiaceae
Source: the annotation of a GenBank genome assembly